CAAAUCCAAAUCCAAAUCCAAAUCCCAAUCCCAACCGCCGCCCCCGUCCCCAAAUCGGAUCUAACCCUAGACCUCGAAGGCUCCCCACCCAUGGCGUCCGCCGGCCCCGACCCCGACCCCCAGCCUCCGGCGAGGCCUCCGCUCUUCGCUAUCCCAUCGGAUCUCGAGGCCAUCGAGCUGCUCCGCCUUUGGAAAGAGGGCGGCGCCGCCGCUGUCCCCUCGUGGAUCCGCCCGGCGGAGGUCUACGGGCACAGCCCGUCGGAACUCCUCGUCGCCCACCAGCCAGCCACGGCAGCAGACGGCGCCGUGGCCUGGUUCCUCGUCACCACCGUCCGGCACGUCGGGCCCAAGGAUCCGCGGAUCUGCCGCGUCGUCAAAGGGGGCGGGACCUGGAAGGGAGAGCACUCUCACCCUCUCGUCUCCCUCCCCGACCGCGCCCUUGUUGGAACCGUCCGGAGCCUAUCCUACACGCUCAAGGGUGACGACGGCAAGGAGUUACGUACGGGCCACCUGAUGAGGGAAUACCGGCUCUCUGGCGGCGCAGGCCUCGUCGCCGGCAGCGCCGGCCUCGAGAUCGCGCUAUGCGUCGUCUACAACUCCCCACGCGACGCUGAGGCCGCUGCAGCCAAGGCCCUCGAGAGGGCAGCUGCCAAGGCCGCCAAGGAGCAAGAAAAGACCGCCGACCGUGCAAGGAGGGCUGCGCAGGCGGACGCCAUCAAGGCCAGGAGGGCCGCCGCCAUGGCACGCCGGAGGGGCUCCUCCAAGGCUCAGGAGGUGGCCGCUGCCAAUGCAGCAGCGGCGGUGGCAGCUGAUACCCCCGCUUGGCUGGCACUAGUAUCGGCUACUACACCACCGCGGGGGCAGGCGUCCGCUACUCCUACGCCGCUGGCAGCAGCCACUACUCUGCAGCGGGCAGCAGCCGCCACUCCUCCACCACAGGCAGCGGCAGCAGUCACUCCUCCUCUGCAGCGGGCAGCAGCAGCAGCCACCACUACUCCUCUGCAGCGGGCAGCAGCCACUCCUCCUCUGCAGCGGGCAGCAGCAGCAGCCACCACUACUCCUCUGCAGCGGGCAGCAGCAGCAGCAGCAGCCACCACUACUCCUCUGCAGCGGGCAGCAGCCACUCCUCCUCUGCAGCGGGCAGCAGCAGCAGCAGCAGCCACUCCCCUGCCGCGGGCAGGGUCCGCCACUCCACCGCCGGCAUCAGGGGCUUCAUCUCCAGUGGGCAGUGCAUCCUGCCCGCAGAAGCGUCAGCUAUUGCUCGAAGUAGGAGCAGAUCCAAUCCUCAUGCCUGGUUCAUCCCUCUCAUGGAACCAAGUGUAUGAUGCGCAGCAAGUUGAAGGCGACCCCCCAUUCAAGAGGACCAAGCGUCUUGAUUGCAGUGGGUGGUUCCUGCUUGAUGCAGGCCACACCCGGAAGUUUGGGCAAUCUCCGUGCAGUGCCUGAUACUAAGCUCUCUAUGCAAAGACAUCACCUGUUAGUUGAUAGUGGCUUAUGUGGGUGCAAGAAGUUUGGAACUCCAUGCACCGCAUUGUAAUAGAAAACAUAGUUUUGGAGUCACUGAGUUUUUUGCUUGAUACUCUGGAAUUGAAGGUCUUUUUUGUA
Molecule: messenger RNA, 1605 nt
Organism: Hordeum vulgare subsp. vulgare (domesticated barley)
Lineage: Eukaryota; Viridiplantae; Streptophyta; Magnoliopsida; Poales; Poaceae
Product: Holliday junction resolvase MOC1, chloroplastic-like
Exons: 1
Coding region: 91-1446 (451 amino acids)
Biological process (GO): regulation of DNA-templated transcription
Molecular function (GO): DNA binding
Source: RefSeq, a predicted model, not a curated record